AUGGCUCGCUCACCUGCCGAGUUCGUCUUGCUCCUUAUGGCAGCGGCAAUUUGGAGCUUCUUCCUUGUCGCCGGCGCAGGGCAGCUCCAGCCGAGCUGCAUAGGCCGCGAGAGGGACGCAUUGCUGGCCUUCAAGCAAGGCAUCAGCGACGACCCCAAGGACUACCUUGGGUCGUGGCGACAAGAGCGCCAAGAUUGCUGCCAAUGGGCAGGCAUCACCUGCGACAACGUAACCGGCCAUGUCGUCAAGCUUGACCUUGGCCAAGGAAAUUAUUUGGCCGGCCAGAUAAGUCCUUCCUUGCUCUCUCUAGAGCAUCUCGAGUACCUCAAUCUCUGGGGCACGGGACUGUGUGGGCCUGGUGGUCGUGUUCCAGAGUUCUUGGGUUCCUUAAAGAACUUGAAGUAUCUUGAUCUGUCCGGCAUGUCUUUCUCUGGUAUGGUGCCUCCUCAGUUUGGCAACCUGUCAAAGCUAGAAUACCUCGACCUAUCCCGCAUACAUUUCAACAAUACGCAGAUGGUCUUAACAGACAUCUCAUGGUUAACCCGUCUACCUCUGUUGGCGCAACUUGAUAUGAGUCUUAUCAACCUCAGCUCAAUAGCCGAUUGGCCUCUUGUUGUGAACAAGAUUCCAUCUUUGAAGUUGCUCCGUCUUGUUGAGUGCUCGCUUUCAAGUGCAAACCAAUCCCUCACACACCUAAACCUCACAAAUCUUCAUAACCUUGAUCUCUCCUUUAACCACUUUGGUCAUCCAAUCGCCUCUGGUUGGUUUUGGAACUUAACAAGCAUCAAGGACCUCAGCCUUGAUAGUAACUAUCUGUAUGGUCCAUUUCCUGAUGCACUCGCAAAUAUGACAUCCCUCCAAUGGUUAGAUUUGCAAAACAUGGGUAACAAAGCCACAAUGACAGUGGACUUGAAAAAACUAUGUGAUUUGGAGGAGCUAUGGCUUGAUGGAAGCCUCUCCUCUGGAAACAUAACAGAGUUUCUAGAUAAAUUGCCACAAUGUCCGUCCAACAAAUUGCAGUACUUGUACUUGAGCAGCAACAAUAUGGCUGGAAUUCUUUCCAACAGAAUGGGGCACUUAACCAACCUAUUUUGGUUCGACAUUUCUUACAAUAACAUUACUGGAGCUAUACCGCUAGGCAUUGGGAAUCUCUCUUGUUUACAAAGCCUUGUUCUUUCUAACAAUUUUCUUACUGGUGCUAUACCGCUAGGCAUCGGGAAUCUCUCUUCUUUAGAAGCUGUUUAUCUUUCUAACAAUUUUCUUACUGGUGCUAUACCGCUAGGCAUCGGGAAUCUCUCUUCUUUAGAAGUUCUUUAUCUUUCUAACAACCUUCUUACUGGAGCUAUACCGCUAGAGUUGGAAAAUUGCACUUAUGUCUAUCAACUUGACCUUUCUGACAACAAUAUUGCUGGAGUUAUACCGCCAUGGUUGGGGAAUUGCACUAGUUUGAGGCACCUUUCUCUUUCUAAUAACCUUCUCACUGGACAUGUCCCAUCUAAGAUCACUUUGCUUGGCAAUUUAACUGAACUCGCCCUUAGCAACAACAAUCUAGAUGGUGUGAUCACGGAGGAACACCUAGUUACUCUAAAGAACUUAGAACACCUUGAUCUAUCACACAAUUCUUUCUCAGGUCCUCUGCCAUUAGAGUUUGGAGUGUACAAAUUAGUAGAAUUGACAUUAUCCUCCAAUUACUUCAGUGGGCAUAUUCCUAUAUCUGUUUGUACGUUGAGGAACCUACUUGUCUUGGAUUUAUCAGACAACCUUUUAGUGGGUGAACUUCCUCGAUGUUCUCAAGAGCCUAACCUGGUUUUCCUCCUCUUAAGUCACAACCGUCUUUCUGGCAAGUUACCAUCAUCACUGAAGAACUAUAAGAGUCUAGCUUUCAUGGAUCUUUCAGCAAAUAAUUUCCAUGGAACAUUGCCAUCAUGGAUUGGAGACUUAGUAUAUUUGCGCUUUUUGCAACUAAGUCAAAAUUUCUUUUGUGGGGAUAUUCCGUUGACUAUCACAAAUCUUAAACGCCUUCGUCAGCUCAGUUUAGCAGGAAACAAUAUAUCUGGUGUUAUACCCUGGUCAUUGUCAAAUUUAACAGCAAUGACCCAAAAACAUACAAAGAGACCUGGGGUCGACAUGUUUGUAUGGUACACCGGCUAUGUGGGUAAAUUUGGAGAAGUUUGGCCCAUUGUGAUGAAGCGCCAAGAACUUAAGUAUGGUAAAGGAAUUUUUAAUGUGGUUGGUAUGGAUCUAUCACUCAACUACCUAACAGGUGAAAUUCCUGAUGGGAUAACCUCUCUUAAUGGAUUGUUGAAUCUAAACUUCUCAUGGAACCAAUUAAGUGAAAAAAUUCCUGGGAAGAUUGGAGCCAUGAAAUCACUUGAAUCAUUGGACCUGUCAAGGAACAGCCUUUCUGGUGAAAUCCCAACAAGCUUGGCAGACUUGACUUAUUUAAGCUCCUUGGACUUGUCAUAUAACAAUCUUACAGGAAGAAUUCCAGUGGGGCGCCAACUUGACACCCUCUACUUGGAGAACCAGUCCAUAUACAUGGGCAACAUUGGUCUGUGUGGCCCUCCUCUUGAAAGGAAUUGCUCGGGAAACAAUGCACCGGAGCAUGACAAUCAACAGAAAAUUGAGAAGGUUUCUGAACCUGUGUUGUUCUUUUACUUUGGACUUGGAUCUGGGUUGGUGGCUGGCCUUUGGGUUGUGUUUUGCACCCUACUGUUCAAGAAAGUUUGGAGGGUUGCAUAUUUCCGCCUCUUUGACAAGUCGUAUGACAAGGCAUAUGUGUUUGUGGUUGUUACUUGGGGCAGGAUAAACCGAGAGCGGAUAGAAACUUAA
Triticum turgidum subsp. durum (durum wheat) is the source of this 2832-nucleotide messenger RNA. NCBI's taxonomy places the organism in Eukaryota, Viridiplantae, Streptophyta, Magnoliopsida, Poales, Poaceae. The record is from the annotation of a GenBank genome assembly.